AUCUGCUGUUACGGAAUAGAAAGUACACGACGACACCCUAUUGCAAUAAUGGAAGGUGGACGUAAUGUCUCUUUUAAAAAUAGUGUAACUAUCCUAUUUGACUUAGCAUUUUAAAAGUAGAAUUAUUUUCAACAUCGUACUACUGUUUCAAUAUUGUUAGUUAUCCUACUUCUUCUAAAACAUUGUUGAAAUCGUUCAAAAAUGGAUGUCGCUAAUAACAGAAACAGAGAUGAUGACGACUCAACUGAUUCAGAUAGUUCUGAAGAUUUCGGAGAACAGCUCGCUCGAGUUCCGGAUCUGCAGAACAAGGUCACGCCCUCAGAACAGUACAAGUCUGUUAUGCUGGAAGAAGAGAAAGAUAUCGAUACAGCUGUUGAAGAUUUGCCAGUUACAACAGAUGCAUUUUUCGAAGACGUUGAGCCGUUGACUUGCGGCAUUAAAACUUUGAGAGAGGUGUACUUCGGAAAGUCUUCAUACCAGGAUAUCACUCCGUUAUUCAUAGACGGCGCUCCUUUUCUAGUUGAUGCAUCUUCCCUCACUGUCUGCGCCAUGAAAGAGUCCAAUUACAAUGGACAUCACGGUGGCCAAACCCUGCAUUUUAUCUACAUUUGCGAGAAAAUCAUUCAACUGUUGUCCAGAAAAGGGGGAACCUGCGAAGUGAUUUUCUCCAAGGAAAAGUCGAAAGUCUGGCAAGAAACUCCUCAUUUGAGUAUGGCUGAAAAUAUUCUGAGGUGUCAUUUGAAAAACAAUACGCAAAUCCUUACACAGGAGAUUGCAUCAAUCGCUGAUCAUUCGUUUCACCAGUACAUCAUGGAAGUGCAACCCAACUUCAUUGUUUUGGAUUUCACGUUUCUUGACUCGUUCGAGAAAGAUUUCGGGUCUGAAAAUGAAUUUCAUAUGUAUAACUCGCUAUUCUCAGUCUGUGGUCUUUUGAGUUUGUCGUUUGGUUUGUACUGUAUCGACAUCAACUCGUUGCAUCUAGGUAGCAAUUCGUUCAUGUCGUUUGUGAAAGCGUCCGACUCGAAGAUAGCAUCUAACAGACAGCUGUUGCAGAAGUACUGUGUUUCAAUUUCGCGAAAACUUCCCAAAGGAGUUGAAGUGUCAACUUGUAAAGUUGACAAGUUGAAAACGAAAGAUGUGCGCCGAUCGAUACUAGUUUGUGCAGCUAAAUCGUGCAUCGAUAGCGACCAGUUUGAGAACAAAGAGGAAAUUGCUAGAGCGGUUCUAGUGUAUGGAGCUGUACUUGAGGUGUUUCCGAUUGAGGCGCGCUGCUUCAAGCACCAAAUCGAGGCCACAGAAGCCUUGGAUAAAAUAGUCAACAAUGUUUGUAGGGCCAUCGAUAUUCAUCUGAAUAGUGAUCGAUUCAAAGGGUUCGACUAUUCUUCAGUAGCUGAUGUAUGGCACGGAAAUCUGUUUGUUGAAAUAAUUUCCUCAAUUGUCUCUAUGAAGGAAUGUAAAAGUCUUGGAAGUACUAUCGAUAAGGUAUAUGAAGAAUACGUGUCUGAAUUCAAUGAAAUUACUGGCUCCAAGCUACAAGCGUUUCCAUUAUCAUUGAAUGGGUCUGUCAAAAAUAUAGCAUUUGUGAAGAAUGUUGUGAAGACUGAUGAACUUUCUGUUUUCAGCCAGGUAAGUGGUGAUUUACCUGAUAUUAAUAAUGAUAUUUUCAGAAGCUUCUGUAAAGACUUGAGUACUACGAGCGAAGCUACUGAUGAGUCGAAUAAUCGUAAUUGCCGUCAAGCAGUUCUAACCAAUCUGAGAUGGCAAAACACUGAACGCCUGGAUGGGUUCAUCGAUAGAAUUAAGGAGGAUGAUUUUGAAAAGGAGUUGCAAACAAAUACAGACAUCUAGCAGAUCCAGACAAAAGAAGGAAAAUAAUUAAGAAAAGAUUGGCCAAAAAUAAGGCUACUUAUGCGCAUUAUAUGGACAUGUAUGGAUCAAAUCUUGAAGGAAAAACUUUGGAGAGAAGAGCUAUAAUUUGCGAAAAUCCUCCUAAAAAACCUCAAAAGAAUCAAAAAACUCAGAAAAAAGAUAAAAUCAGCAAGACUGCUGCGAAAUUGAUUGAAGACAACAAUUUGAAAAAAGAAAAGAAGUUGCAGGAAGAAGAGAAUGCAAUCUAUUCAAACUUCAAGAAGCAGUUCAAGCAGAACUCAACCGCUGGUAAGUCGUACACUGUGAAUCUAGCUCUCAUCAAUCAUGUGCUUUCUACAAUGAAAACUGACCUUUAUUACGGUAAAAUGAUUAUUUACAAAGUGGAUGUCCUGUUUUACCUCUGGGAAGAGGUAUGCAAAGAUUGCAAAACUAGAGAGGAAAGAGACGUUAGUUAUUUAAAAGAACUGUUCCUGGCGAUUCGUGAUCUGAUGAGCUGUGCGCAGAAAGAGCCGUCGCUUUUGGGCGAAAAGGAACGAGCCAAGUUGGGCAAGAAGAUCUGUCAGCUGGGCUUCAAGGAGCUGGCUGAGAAGUGCUCUCUGCCGGUGACUGACGGUGGCAACUCUGAUGUGUCUGUCGACCAAUCCUGUGUCAGAUUCCAGAUGACUCACUUGGGUCCCGAAUUGCUGAGAAAGAUCGAUGGUGGAGUUGAUUUAAGGGUGGAAGGGUUCAUUCCUGAUCAGUGGCAGAGAGACAUGUUUGAUGCCAUCGAUAAGCGUCAGUCGGCCCUGAUAGUAGCGCCGACAUCGUCGGGUAAAACAUACGCCUCUUACUAUUGCAUGGAGAAAGUGUUGCGGGAGAGCAACGAUGGCAAGGUGGUCUAUGUUGCUCCCACCAAGGCGCUGGUUAACCAGGUGGCAGCUACAGUCUACUCCCGGUUCAAGGGAAAGGCGGGUAUUGUGUAUGGUAUCCUCACCAAGGACUAUCGAGUCAACGCGUUCGAUUGCCAGAUCCUAGUCACUGUUCCCGAGUGUCUGGAAGCUCUAUUCAUGUCGCCUGAGUAUCACAGCUGGACGAAGCAGCUGCGUUACGCGAUAUUCGACGAAGUCCAUUGCCUGACCAACUUCGAGAACGGUAUCACAUGGGAGCGAUGUCUCAUGAUGAUGCCCUGUCCGUUUCUGGCUCUUUCGGCCACCAUUCAGAACCCGGACAGCUUCCACUCGUGGAUGCAGAAGUUCGAGAGGUUCAAGAAAGAGCUGGAUCCGGAGUUCGGAUCAAGGGUGGUGCUGAUCGUUCACAGUGAGCGUCACAACGAUCUAGUGAAACAUAUGUAUGAGACGAACAAAGGCCUGUGUCACAUUCACCCGGUGUCGCACCUCACCAACCGGGUGAUGAAUGCCCACCAGGGCAUCCCGAAACACAUCUAUUUAGCGCCGGGCGAAAUGAUCGAGCUCUACGACAUGUUGGUCAAAGUCGCCGGCAAAGACGAUCCACACUUGAAAGACCUUGAGCCGGAAACAUACUUUGCGCAGUUCGAAUCUGGGUUCGUGUUCAGAAACGACGCCAAGAAGUAUGAAGCCAAGUUGAGACAGGUCCUCGAAGACUGGUUCACUAACAAAAGAGAGCUGUUCGAUAAAAUUGUUACGCUUUUCAGAGCGCAGAUAUCCGAUUUCGAAAGUAGCAACAAAAGGUUGGUUCAGUUUAUGUCUUCGAUCAAGGGUUUUGUAGAGCUUCUCAAAGGUAAAGGCAUGCUGCCUGCCAUUGUAUUCUCGUACGACAGAGAAAAGUGUGAAAUCCUCGGAGAAUACGUUACUGAUUCUUACAAGGAAGAAGAGGAGAAGAACGCGCCGAAAACAAAAAAGAAGCAGAUUGCAGUUGUGGAUGACGAUGAUGACUUUGAUGACCGAGAAGAGAGACCUCUGCGGAAGAACAAGGUGAAAGCGACAAGCGGCAAGAAGGAGGAGCAUCGACGGAAGUUGGGUGAGGUAGAAAUGAAUCCGGUCGGCUUGACUGAGUGCGACAUCCAGUACUCGGUCCGCAGUGUAGUCUCACUCAGCAUGAAAGACUUGCAGUUCAUCGAGGGUCGUCUCUUUAGAAAAGGUCUCAAAAAGAAGAGCCCAGCGAUAGAGAUGUUCAGACGCGGUGUGGGAGUGCACCACGCUGGUCUGCCGACCAUUGUCCGUAACACGGCCGAGAUGCUCUUCCGAAUGAAGUUUUUGAACGUGAUUUUCGCGACGGGGACCCUGGCGCUGGGUGUGCACAUGCCUUGUAAGACUGUGGUGAUCCUGGGUGACAGUCCGCUGCUCAACACACUAGAGUUCCACCAGAUCUCAGGUCGUGCCGGUCGGCGAGGCUUUGACAAAACUGGAGACGUCAUCUUCUUUGGACUCGACUCGAAGAAAGUGCAGAGCCUGCAGACGUCCAAACUGCCCAAGAUCAACGGCAACUACCCGCUCACAGUCACCACUGUUCUUCGCUUCUUCUGUCUGUACUCUCUGGUGAAAGGCGAAAAUGAAGAGAAAGAGAAAAAACUUGUGUUGAACAGGAUAUUGACUGUUCUGAACGAAAGUCUCCUGUAUCAAGCCUAUCCUGAUUUGAGAACUCAGAUGAAGUACUAUUUCGGAUACUCUUGUCACCUGUUGAUGAGCUUGGGCUUGCUUCAUGCCGAAUCAGGCAGAAUUCAUCUCCUGACCCAUCUGAUCAAUAUAGUCCACCAUCAUGAAGAAGGCAUCUUGGCUUUCGCCUACCUUCUGAAGAGUGGAUUCUUCCACAGUCUUUGCAAGCUGGAUGAGAAUCACGAUGUGUCAGAGGAGUCGUGUGACACGAUUAUGCUCAUACUGUGCUAUCUCUUCACAAAUAUCCCGUUCUCCAAGCAUCAGGUGACGACUGAUGAGAAUGACAAGACCGUUGAUGACAUCAAACUGCCCAGUCUUCCUUCUGAUGCUGUCAAGGCUCUUCAAAGCUACAACAAUAUUGUGAAGCGAUCAUUCACAAAGUAUUACAAGAAUGUUGCCAAAUUCAACGUAGAAAAGUUUGGAAAAGACGAAAAACUUCCAAUCUCGAGGAAAAUGUUCAAAGGACGUUGCUCUGCUGGUGACUUGGAUAAAGAUGGCGCCAAUCUGGAAUCGAUGCUUGCUGGGAACUCAGUAUCGAACAGCGUGUGUUCAGUGUUCGCUGGAUUGUCGGGCCAGACUGAUGACGACCUGUUCAUUGAGAAUGUGAUCAUUGGAAACGUUCGUGAAGAGGUAUUUUCGAAUUACAAGUGUGUUCCACUUGUAGAAUUGGACGUACCAUUGAACUCAUUCGCCUACAAUUUCUACAAACAUGGAAUCAUCAGACCAAUUAUAAGAGAUCACCAUUUAAAACCAGGCCAAGAUUACACUUGUAUUUUGGACUUUCACUCGGUGUUGAAGAAUAUCAAGACUUCGCUGGAAAAAUUGCAGUGGGUGAACGAGGAUGGCAAAGACUGUCUGUUUGGUAUACGUAGGACUUUCAGUCACAUUGCUAAUACAUUCGAUGACCUUUACCAGAGGGCUUAUCACGAAGGUGGAAAGGCUUCAGGAUAGUUCAACACAAGUUUAUUACGAUUUGAUUUUUAUAUCCGAGAACUGAAACUUGAUGGCCUUAUAGAAGAAAUACUGUAUCUAAUCUUCAUAAUUAUCUAAGUUAAACAGUGUAACUUAUCGAAUCUUUUUUUUAGUGUUUGAUUAUAAUUAUCUAAUAAUUAUCAGGUGACUUUUAUUUAUUCAAUUUGUAGCAUUUUUUUUUUGCUUGAGUAACGCUUGGCGAGAUCUUCCAUUUGUACUGUUUGUUAUAAAGUAAUUUUUCUUUAUUUUCGUUUCAAGUCUCCUUCUUCAAUUGCAGCUUUGAAAAUUAGUUUUCUUAAAAUACGUUGAAUUUGUAAAUGUGGAACUUGUAAAUUCAGGCUGUUGAAAUGAAAUAGACUUUAUUAUAAAUGAGGAUUAUUAA
This is a messenger RNA of Nilaparvata lugens (brown planthopper), 5835 nucleotides long. RefSeq names its product probable ATP-dependent RNA helicase DDX60. The record is from RefSeq and is a predicted model, not a curated record. Gene Ontology annotation, cellular component: cytoplasm. Gene Ontology annotation, molecular function: ATP binding; nucleic acid binding. The transcript has 10 exons. NCBI's taxonomy places the organism in Eukaryota, Metazoa, Arthropoda, Insecta, Hemiptera, Delphacidae. Bases 1920 to 5432 code for a protein of 1170 amino acids.